Messenger RNA from Lachancea nothofagi CBS 11611, 2349 nucleotides. NCBI's taxonomy places the organism in Eukaryota, Fungi, Ascomycota, Saccharomycetes, Saccharomycetales, Saccharomycetaceae. The record is from the annotation of a GenBank genome assembly.
AUGCAGUUAGUUGUUCUCCUCUGGACGCUGAUACAGGCGUCCUGGCUAGUUGCAGCAAGCUCAGCCAGUAGCGGGCUGAACAGCUCAACGAUGAACACUAAACACAUCGGAACCGCCUCAUUGCUGACCUGCAUGGAAAACUCGCAGUUCACAGCGUCUUUUUUUGAAGUUCUGUUUUUCCCCGACACGAAGAUGGUACAGCUCAAUAUUGAUGCGACUACUACAAUCCAAGCAAACAUCACUGCUGAUAUCCAAGUUAUUGUAUAUGGGUUGAACAUCAUGGAAACUACAAUCGAUCUAUGUAAGUUGGGAGACGAAAAGUCAUUAUGCCCGCUGCAGGCCGGUCGUAUCGAAAUCGAUUACACCUAUGGUCCACUGUCAUCCAGUUUGAUUGACCAACUCCCAGGGGUCACCUAUACAAUUCCUGAUCUGGACGCACAAGUUCGGGUUAUGGUCUACUCCACGGCAGACACUGAUUCUAAGAACCCUCUAGCGUGUGUCGUGGCUCCUUUGACUAACGGGAAAACCGUUCAAACUAAGUAUGCGUCUUGGCCUAUAGCUGCCGUCUCGGGGUUGGGUGUGUUGACGUCUGGUUUUGUAUCGGUGCUCGGUCACUCGACCACUGCUGCUCACAUUGCAUCAAAUUCUAUCUCGCUCUUCAUUUAUUUCCAAAAUUUGGCGAUCACUUCUAUGAUGGGUGUUUCACGAGUGCCUCCAAUUGCCGCUGCGUGGUCCCAAAACUUUCAGUGGUCAAUGGGAAUCAUAAACGCUAAGUUCAUGCAGGAUAUCUUCAAUUGGUACGUUCAAGCUACUGGCGGGGACCCUGUUGUUGUCGUUGCAAACAAAGACGUUCUUUCCAUCUCCGUUCAAAAAAAGAGGUUCAAAAGAGCUGUUGUUGAUGGUGCAAAGCACCUUUAUAAGAGAAUAUCUGUUUCGACCUCUGAUAGUUUUGACGUCAGUUCUUUUUUGAACCAAACCAGUUUGUACACUACAAACGAGAGAAAUUCAACCAACUAUGCUUCCAAAACACUCGUGCUACAUGGAAUUCAGCGUGUAGCGUUUAAAGCAGGGAUUGAACUGUCUAACUUGUUUCUCACAGGUGUCGUCUUCACGUUUUUCUUCAUUUUCGUUGUGGUGGUUGCACUUAUGUUCUUCAAAGCUCUCGUUGAACUGUUGACAAGAGCUCGUGUCAUGGCCGAAUCCUCCAAAUUCUUUGAAUAUAGAAAAGGAUGGGUGAGCAUCAUCAAAGGUACUCUUUUUAGACUUUGCAUCAUCGCUUUUCCGCAAUUAUCCAUAUUGAGCAUUUGGGAAUUUACGCAACGGGACUCUCCCGCUGUUGUUGUUGAUGCCGUUGCUGUACUUCUAGUUGUUACCGGCAUUCUAUUCUACGGUGUCACAAGAGUUAUUCUGAGAGGUCGAGAAUCCGCCAGGCUGUACAAGACGCCAGCGUAUAUGCUUUUUGGUGAUUCAGUCUUUUUGAAUAAAUACGGCUUCUUGUACGUGCAAUUCAAAGCCGACAUGUAUUGGUGGCUAAUUCCGUUUUUGACUUAUGCGUUAUUGAGAUCAAUUUUUGUGGCUGUCCUUCAAGAUUAUGGUCGCGCACAGGCGCUAGUUGUUUUUAUCAUAGAGCUCAUUUAUUUUGUGGCUCUAUGUUGGAAAAGGCCGUAUUUGGAUAAGAGGACGAACGCUUUCAAUAUCGUCAUUCACUUGGUGAAUUUCUUCAACGCUAUAUUCUUUUUGUUCUUCUCAGGGUUAUUCAAGCAACCCCAGGUGGUGUCGUCAGUUAUGGCUAUUGUCCUCUUCGUCUUGAAUGCUGUUUUUGCGUUGUUCUUGUUGAUAUUCACCAUUGUAACCUGCACGCUUGCUUUAAUCCACAGAAAUCCGGACACUCGUUACCAGCCUAUGAAAGACGAUCGUGUGUCCUUCAUCCCCAAGAUUCAAACCAACGGGUCAGCAUCGAAGUCUGAAACUGAGCUAUUUGAGCUAGGAAAAGCCGCGAUGAUUACAAACGAGGCUACACAGUACCCAUCGAGCGGUGAAAGCUCGAAGAACAAGAGUUCCAAGAAAUUGCUAUUUGACGAUGAAGUCGACGACAGCUCACAUUUUGAUAUGCUAUCAGAAUCAAGAGAGAAACGGGCCUAUAGUGGCGAGCCACAGGCACUACAGCCGGGCUCUGCAGUGCUGGGAACUAGCACCUUUGGAAACCCUUACCAGAAGGUGCCCACUGCCCCUUCAAGUCGCAGUGCUCAGAACCUGCGCGCUCCUGAGAACACCUUCAACAGCAACACCUCGUACCAGGGUUAUGUGGGAUCUUCUAAUCCAUACACAAAGGGCCAAUCAUAUCUAUGA